This is a messenger RNA of Oryzias melastigma (Indian medaka), 3061 nucleotides long. It is a transcript of the gene serpinh2, whose product is annotated as serine (or cysteine) peptidase inhibitor, clade H, member 2. Gene Ontology annotation, molecular function: serine-type endopeptidase inhibitor activity. Gene Ontology annotation, cellular component: endoplasmic reticulum. Lineage: Eukaryota; Metazoa; Chordata; Actinopteri; Beloniformes; Adrianichthyidae. The record is from RefSeq and is a predicted model, not a curated record. Gene Ontology annotation, biological process: collagen fibril organization; negative regulation of endopeptidase activity. The transcript has 6 exons. Bases 297 to 1541 code for a protein of 414 amino acids.
GUCAAGUUAAUUCAUGUAAGGUUGGUUAAAAUUAUAUAUAUAUCGGAAAUAGCCCUUUAGAACUUUUUGUGCGAGUCAUAACAAUAAAUAUUAAUAAUAAUAAUGAUAAAAAUGAUUUCAGCUUCGGCGCGGCGCAGAGAAGUUACGGGAAAGCCUGUGAGGAAGAGCCGGGGUGAGGUUGAAGGGGGAGCCGGGCAGACUUCCUCUGCCACGUCGGAGCAGGGAGCCACUUCCUCUGGAGGAACGGCGACCGGCAGAGCGGCCAGAGCGGACGCGUGAACAGACUCACGGUCACCAUGCUGCCCCCACUGCAUUUAUAUAUCCUUGUUUCUCUUCAACUUCUCCAUGCCUGCAGCAGUAGCACUUCCACUAAGAGCCCAACUGGCUCUGCACCUCCUCCUCCACCUCCUCUUGUGAGCGACCCAAGCUGGGCUCUGGGUCUGCGCCUAUACCGGGCCCUCCGCUCCCCCUCCAGCUCUGUCAACACCCUGUUCUCCCCGCUCCUCCUGGCCUCCUCCCUAAAGGCUCUGACCGAAGCCUCCUCAGGGAAGACGUCCACGCAACUCCAAGCCCUGCUCCAGCCCGAGUCACCCUCGAAGACGUCUGAAGGAGACCUGUCGGGGGCGCUGAAAAGGUUCACGGAGGCCGACAGGACCAGCUUCCACCUGCGCUGGUCUUCGGCCGUGUUUACAAAGCAGGCUCCUGCUGUCAGGCCGGCUUUUGUGAAGGAGAGCCAGAGCAAGUUCGGGUUGCAGCACCAGACGCUGGGGAAAGGAGACCCCAGCGCUGACCUGAAGCAGCUCCGUGACUGGGCAAAGGCUGGCACCGGCGGCCUGGAAGGAGCUCCUCUUGAAGCAGUAAUCAAAGCUAAAGCUGGAGCUGUGAUCCUGGCAAACGCUCUGCACUUUAAAGGGCUGUGGGAGCGGGAGUUCAGCGAAGACAACAAGGAUCUACGCACCUUCCUGGGAUGGAAAUACACCAAAGUGGUGAUGAUGCACAGAGCAGGUUUGUUCCGUUUCCACGAAGACAUGGAGAACAUGGUUCAAGUGCUGGAAGUUCCUCUGUCGGGGGGACAAGCCAGCGCUGUGUUCCUGAUGCCUUUCCACGUGGAGAAUCUGGCGCGUUUGGACAAACUACUGAGUCUGGAGCUGCUGACCAAGUGGCUGGGGAGGACCAAUGUCACCAGUGUGGCCAUCUCCAUGCCCAAGGCCAACAUCACCAGCACCCUCAGUCUGCAGAAAGCGUUGUCCGGUCUGGGACUGACGGACGCCUGGGACCAGAAGGCGGCCGACUUCUCUGGAGUGUCGGACAAAGGUAAAGGGAAGCUCCACCUGGGCGCCGUCCUCCACUGGGCUUCCAUGGAGCUGGCCCCUCAGGCCGGGAAGGGCGAGGUGGACGUGGAGGAGAACGUAGGGCGGCCUAAACUGUUCUACGCUGACCAUCCCUUCGUCGUUUUGGUUAGAGACAACGCCACGGGCGCCCUGUUGCUCAUGGGGGCUCUAGACUACGCGGAGGGGGAACUCCUGCACGACGAACUGUAGCUUCUCCUCCUGCAUGUAUAAAUAAAAGCCCGGCACUGGUCCUGUCAGAAGAACACGGAGGUGACCGGGGAUCUUCAGCGGGUCGCCUCCGAGCAAGAUGGAUGGAUCAGCCAAGUGCUUAUUGAUGAGCCAGCUUAAUGCUAAUGGCCGCAAUGCGUUAUGGCGCUUGUCAGCGGUACAGGGAAGACGGGAAACCUUUUAAUCUCCUAAUGCCAUCGUUGAUCAAUGGCAGCUGGAAACAAGCAUGACUGACUGAAUGAAUAGAAAAAAAACACAAGGAUACAAGAUUGAGGCAUUGCUUCAAAGUUAUAUUGUCCUCACCUGUACCUCAACAGAAAACAAUCACUCCUUUUUACUCAAUAGAACAACUUUAAACUGGAAUUUCUGAAUUCUCGAGAACAACCUCAAGUAGGCCAAUGAUACGGAUAUUCUUCCUUCUACCUCUAUUUUUGAGGUCUUUGAUGUGAUCCGCCAUGCUCUUAACCAUCUUCUUGAGUACUUGCAUCCUCUGGUUAGCUUGUGCCGAGGCGUCCUCCACUCCCAAAAUUCUUUCUUAAGAUUAUCUGUUCUGUUUUGCAUGCUCCUCAAGAGUCCGUGAAAGACAGCUCAGCUUUACCUGAUUGGUGAUGUUUUUGGUAAUUUCUUGAAUGGUCCAGAACGCGUAGUACCAGUAGCAGUCUGAUCAUCAGUAUAUUGAUUGGAGCUAGCUGCACUUUCGGUUUUAUUUAGUUUCUUUUUCUAGCGACUCAGAAAGGUUUCAUUAAGACUCAUGUUAUUUUCCCAACCAAAAACACUUGAGAAGAAGGUAGUUAAGAGAGCGAAAAGCACUGAAAAGAAUUAUCAACAUUGUGGCGCUGGACUCGGUAGCGUUGACCUAUUGCCACGCCGCCAUCUUCCUCACCCACUUACUCUUAUGAAUAAUUGAGAAAAAUAAACUAUGAGACAGAAAAACUCCCAUCCAUCCUUUCCUCCCUCAUUUUUAGUGUUUUAUUUAAAGAACUACUUCAAAACUUCUGCAGUUCAAGAUGGUUUUCUCCUAAAAGCAAGCACGAUUUAAACGUCUCUGCCUCCACACCACUAUAUUAAGCAACAGCCACGAGACCCGGCUCGACUGUCGGAUUCCAGGAACUCCGGCGCUCUUUCAGGUCUGCGAGUUGAUGCAUUAGCUUCUGUGUUUUCCUGUGCUGCACGGAGAGGCGCAUUACGCUCCACGACGAGGAAGCCCGAAUGCUCCAUGAUGGAUCUGAGACUGACAGCUCGCAGCAAAUCAAUCCCGCUUAUUCGAACACCAGCUCCCAGCUGGCUCGCCAUCACAUUCUAUUCAGGUCAGGACUCUGACAAACACUCGCCAGCCUGGAUCAGUUCGCAGGUACCCAGACAUAAUCUGAGUUACAGGGAAAAGGUGAGAAAAAUCAAUUCUCAAUGCUGAGUGGAGGCCACACUAUAUAUCUAGGUUAUGUGAGGGUUUGUGUAAUUAAUGCUUCUAGAAGGGCAACAAGAUAAAUUGCUUAAUAAGUAUU